AUGGGAGGCGAUAGCUCGAGCGUCUUCUGGGCGGAAAGGGUGCUCAUCUCCGCUGCAGUCCUGUACCUCUACGACUGCGUGCUCACUUUACACGCGGAAUGGCACUUCUACGCGCUCUUCAAACGCUCGCAGUUCUCAAUACACGCACUUGUGUCGUUCGUGGUGCUGCGGUACAUUCCAAUAUGCUACCACGUAUGUGUGGUUUUGCGUGUCGUCACAAGGAAUUGGAAUGCCAAGAGGUGA
Mycena indigotica is the source of this 243-nucleotide messenger RNA. RefSeq lists its product as uncharacterized. The transcript has 4 exons. The coding region runs from base 1 to 243 and encodes 80 amino acids. The record is from RefSeq and is a predicted model, not a curated record. NCBI's taxonomy places the organism in Eukaryota, Fungi, Basidiomycota, Agaricomycetes, Agaricales, Mycenaceae.